Molecule: messenger RNA, 831 nt
Organism: Aspergillus aculeatinus CBS 121060
Lineage: Eukaryota; Fungi; Ascomycota; Eurotiomycetes; Eurotiales; Aspergillaceae
Product: alpha-galactosidase A precursor
Exons: 1
Coding region: 1-831 (276 amino acids)
Source: RefSeq, a predicted model, not a curated record
AUGAGUAACUUCCCGGAGAUCAAGUUACUCAACAACAGUUGCGACAAGAAAACGGAAAGCUACUUCCGUCUUCUGGUUGACGGCAAGCAAGUCAAAUAUCUCACUGUCGAACCGGACACCUAUGAGAAUGAUGAAAUGUGCUUUCCACCACUUCUAUACACUAUCCUCCCCAGGUUCCCCACUGGGAAUUGGAACGAUGGUGUUGUGGCCAAAGAUGAAGACGGUCGCCCCUACUUUACACGUAUCAACCUGACCGACUUUCCCGGCGUGGAGAACACCUGGCAUGAAACCUCCAUCGACCUACUGGACGCUGAAUUGGGUGACAGAGUUCAAUUUGAAGUUUAUGAGGUCAAAUGUCCACAGUUUGACGACACUGUGGUCGCCAAACUCCAGCCCUGGUACUGGUAUAUGGAUUCCAUGGAGAACGAAACUACAGUCUAUCAGUGGUUGAACGGCCACGGGAUUGGGCCUCGUUUCCUUGGCCAUCUGACUGAACAUGGUCGUGUUAUCGGCUUCUUCAUGGAGCGAAUUCCUGAUGCGCGGCACGCUAGAUCUGAGGAUAUUGGCCUCUGCAGGCAGGCGUUGUCUCAACUACAUGCCUUGGGGUUUCGGCACGGCGAUACAAACCGUCACAACUUCCUUAUCAGCAAUGGAAAGGCUAUCUUGAUUGAUUUCGAGUCUACCCACAAGUGUGACAAUGAAGACCUGCUUCGGCUGGAGAUGGAGGGUUUGUCUCUUUGUCUUGCAGAUACUUCGGGCCUAGGAGGUACUAUUACCCUUGAAGACUUUACCGGGACGGACGAGAAGAUGAUGGAUCCAGACUGUUUCUAG